AGUGCUAUAUAUAUAAUACUGUCAGUGUUUUAAUUAAAAAAAACAAUUUAGAAGGUCAAUUCAAUUUUAUUUGUCUUCACUCUUCAGUCGCAUUUUAAAGUAAAUGGAAUCUUGAGAAAAUUUUGCCAUAUUUUCAGCUUCUUUUUCUUAAUUGGCUUCUUAAAUUUUUAAUCAGAAUUAAUAAUACGAAAACGUAUUUCCAUGGCUGUAUAGUUUAUUAGACCAUCGUACACGCAUACGUAUAUAAGUUUUUAGUUACGCAUGUAAGUUCUUUCAUCAUGUUAAUUAGAGCAUCUCCAACCUAUUGCUAUUUUCACCUCUAUAAUAACAUUUUGAGGUAAAAUUGCUCCAACCCAUCUCUAUUUCUUCCUCUAUAAUAGAGAUCUCUAUAUUUUUCUCUAUUUAUAGAGGAAGAAAUAGCAUUUCUCUAUUUUUUACUCUAUAAUUUGAAUCCUAAUUUGCUUUCUUCUUUGUCACAACCCCACUUAAACUUAUAAUCAUUAGACAGAUUGGGUAAUUAUUAGCUACCCCAUUGCUAUUAGAAAACUUAGCACGAUUAAUUAUUCAUCUCUUUGUUUUUCCUUUGCUUUAUCAUAUUUUAAGUAAAGCAUUUGAACCGGCCAGCCUGAAAUCCCUUUAAAUAUUGUUUAAAAUAGCCAGAAGUCAUUCCUCCCCACGAAUGUCCCGAGAGCAGAAAAAAAGAAGAGAAAGGGAUAUUUUUAGAUAAGUGGAGCUGAGUGGGCUUGUGAUUACCGAUAUCCAUCUUAAUUGUAUUUGUUUUUUUAUAAAUAUUUGAAUAAGCUUAUCAGAAAAUUAAGUCUAGCUAGUGGUAUGAAAUAUUGUUGCCAUUAUAAAUAUCUAAUCUGGACAAUGCAUCGAUACCAUCACGGUCCAUGACCUCAACGAAGCCUUUGAUCAAGGAAUUGAAGACCACAAAAAAUUGAUAACGUGAAAACAUUCGUAGAUGAUCAUGUGAAAACCUAAAUUCCACAUUUCCACUAUCCUAAAAUAUUUUCAAUUGGAGCGAGAGUUUAGGUUACUAAAGUUAAACAAUAGCAUCGCUUAAGUGUAGUUUUAUGAUACUGAUCGCAUAAUAAGUAAACUUUUAAAGAAUACGGUUUAAAAUAAUGCGUGAAGAGAUCAGUUCAAACGCCUAGGCUACAUUAUAGGCACUCCAAAGCCUACUAAUGUGUCUCCUUUAUACCUUUUAUUGAUCUCAUACUUAAGUCAGUUCCCAUGGCCUUUUCAGAUAUCAGCUUGAUUAUAUAUAUAUAUUAUAUAUUUGAUAUUCUGCCUUAUAUUUCAUUGAUUUAUAUCAAACUUUAUUUUCAGUAUCCUUUUUCAGCAACAUACAAUACAUGCACAGAGUUUAAGUAACCUUUAUUUAAAACAUGUCUAAUUUUUUUUUGACAUAAUUUUUUUUAACCGGGUUGAAUCUAAAGAGAAGUGCAACCCACAAAUGGAUCAUUUCGUCGGAAAUAAAAUGGACUAUAAGUAAUGAAUCCUAUCUCCACGUGACCACGUUAGAAUUAGUAAUUGCAUUGAAUGAGAAUUCAUCUCUGGCCAGUGGAAACUACUAGGUGUUAUUGGUUUAUAUAUUUUGUUUGAUUUAAAAAUCCAUAUAGUAUUUAUAAAUCCAAGUAGAAUAUGCAAAUCCGGAGGUUUUCCCUCGGAUUUGAGUCUUUGUAUUUUUAACUAAAAAAUCUAAACAAAUCCAUUCAAAUCCAUUAUAAAAUCAAAUAUAUUAGUAAAUCCGUACGAUUGAAUACGAUUGAAUAACACUUGAUUUGAUACAGAAUUUAUGAAUCAUUAAACCAAUAACACAUGAUUUUAAUACAAAUUUAAAAAUCAUAGAACCAAUAACACUAGAUUUAUUUCGGAUUUUCAAAUCCAUUAAAAUACAACAACCAAUAACUAAACUACCACGAUGUGGUUUAAUUUAUUCCUUAUAUAUUAAUAGCGAUAUAUUUUUAAGAUAUACCAUUUAUUUCUUAAGAAUAUAUAACGUCCAAGUAAAAAUUCUGACGUAUCACAUACGAGCUAAUUUUUAAAACAAUAUCCCAUGCAUUAUAGAUAUAAUACUUACCAUUUAAUGUUCACAAAUAUAUAACCAAGUUCAAAUCAUUAGUAAAAAUAAUCUUGAACCUUGACUUUGAUAUCUUUUCAAAAUAAAAUACCAUACGGUAGAUAUAUAUAUAUAUAUAUAUAUUAUAUAUAUAUAUAUGUCAUUUUUUUAGAGUAUAGUGAUAUAUAAACUGUACAAAGUUACAAUUAUCUUAUAACAAUAAUGUAAAAUACUAUACAACUUCAAUAUUUAUACUAGUUCAUCUCUGAUAAUUAUAUUAUCGCUAAAUUUAUUUAUAAAUCAUAGGACUGAGCAAACAAAAAGUUUUAAACCUGACGCAUUGUGUAAAUAUUAUUGUAUGAUAAACGCAUGUCCAAUGUUCUACAUGGCAUGGUAGGUGAUGGUAUUUAUUAAUUAACUACGUUUACGCUCAAAAGUGUCCAAAUAAACAAAACGGAUUAGGUGUGUGUAUUUGUCUGGCGUAGGGAUCUUUUCUCCACUCGUAUCUCCAUCCAAUGAAAUCUUUCUAUUUCUCAUUGUGACAUCCGAAAUGACGAGUUUGUUUUGCACAAAUAUAUAAUCGAAGGGCAAAGAGAAAACCCAUUGAGAUAGCAAAAGGGCAUGCCAAAAGGUUAGAAGAACGGUGGUGUGAAUUUGUACGAUACUGGUAUCCUUUUGUAUUACUUUUUAACUAACCAAUUGCUCAAGUUAGCAUUUAGCUCUGCAGAAUCCCAUUAUAAUAUAUCGAAAUGGGAAACGUUUUUCAUAUUGAUGUAUGAGUUCAUAAUCAUAUAUCUGUAGAAACAACAUUUCUAGUUUGGUGUUUCCUUAAUUUGCAAUUGGUUAAUAUUCACAAUAUUAUACAUGUAGCCAAUCCUACCAAAAUGGGUUAACUUACUUGAUACUUAUUAGAUUAGCAUAGUAUCUUCAGUUCUGAAAGAAAUUUUUUCGUAUAAUUAAAUUCUUCUUUGUAAAAAAACUCAUAUAUAAAGAUAUGUCUCUCAUUGUUUCAAAAGAAAAAAAAAGAUAUGUCUCUCAUUGACUUUUCAUAGGUAUGUCAAAGAUUAUCAGGUAAAAAAUUAUUGUUUUCCAUCAAUCGCAAAUAAUUUCAUAGUAAUAUUUCACUAAUUUAUUUGAGUUGCACUAACUUUUUUAGUAAUAACAUACAUAACUAUUUAAAUGAUGCAUCCAUUUAAAUAUUUAUAUUAGCAUUUAUAUUUAUAAUAUGAAUAUAUAUACAUCGUGCGCUAUGUUGGAACACGUUUUUGACAAAGUGGUAUAGACCAUUUUUCCGAUGGAUUUUUCGAUGGAGACAUCUGUCGGAAGAACCGGAAUUUGGACACGAUGUAAUCGUCAUCAUGAACACUAUGAGUUAGUGUAUUUGUUGGUGAGAAAUGAAGGUCCAAAAUAAAUAACAUACAAAGAAUUUAGAUUUAACCUGUUUUAAAAUCUUAUUCAUAAAAUAUUUUUAUGUUUUUUAAAUAUAAAAAUAUAAACCUAGUAAAGUAUAGUGGUGUAUUUGAUUUGGUCAAAUAUGCAUUAUGACUUUGAUAUCUAACGUACAAUGAGUCAUGGGAAUUAAAUUCCUUUACUACAAUUGAAAGCAUUGGUACGUUAGUGGUCUCCAUGAUUUCACAAGGUGUUACACUUUCUCCAUUUAAAUAGAAGCACUUGUGUAGCAAAGAACAUACAGAAAAUAAUACAAUCCUCCAUAUUUCUUUUAUCUUUCCUUUUGAUUUUUUUUUCAAUCUGAUAGUAUAAACAAAACUAUUUUCGUCAGAUUUCUGAUAGAAUGACGCAAAUCAGAAGAUUUUUUUGCUGCUGUAUCUUGAAACUCAUUAUGUUAUCGAACCGUCGCACUACGAGACGUAUUUUGAGUAAAGGAAAGAAAAAUAUCUCGACUCUACAGUUGUAUCAUCAUUUUCUUUAUCUUUAGUAUAAUCUUAUCAAUUUUAUUUUUUACAAUAUUCAGUUUUCCGUAGUUUAUAUAAUACGGUUCUAUCACGCUAUAUUAUGUUUCUAAUUAAAGCCAAAAUCUAUAAUACUGCUACUCAUGCUUAAUCACUCAUCAAUCACCUCAAUUUUUUUUUAAAUAUAAAUACUUAGAGAAAACAAAAUUCCCUGACAUAAUAAAAAUAUAUAAUAAUGUCCAUAUACACCCAAUAAAAGCUUGGCAAAUAAAACGAUGAUUGAGGGCGAAACAGAAUGUAUAUAAAAUGGUAUUGUUUAGGAAAAAACACAUGAAGUACAAAGUUACCAAGUGUACGAUGGCUGACGGGGCACGACACUUCCUCAAUACUAACUUUUUUUUUUUUUUGUAAAUGGCUUGUUCAAUACUAACUUACUAACACUAUAAAGCUUAUAUACCAAAAAAUUGCAUUAUUUUUGGCAUAAAACUAAAAAAAGAGAUGUUUAAAAUAAAUAAAUAUAUAAGAAACAAAAGAGAACAAAAGAGUUUCAACAUGUUUUAGACUCUAUAUGAUUUAAAUAUUAUGUAUUGAUUUAUUCAUCUUUUUUUUUUUGUAACUUGUGAUUUAUUCAUCUAUAUAGAGAGAAUUAUUUGGUAUAAUGUUUAUGUAUUACAUCUGCACUAAAAAGAUAGAAAUAUUGGGUGUGAUGGUUAUAUAUUGCAUAUGUAUCUAAUGCUUAUUAAUGUCAAUAUAGUGCGAUAAUAUUAUGACUAUAGUUUUGUUUCCAUAAGAUUAUAUACGAUCGUUUUAAUACUACGUAUAAACAUGCCUAAAUAAUUACAUACACAUAUAUGAUAUGUUACCAUAAAAAUAUAUAUCAUAAAAGUAUAAUCAUCAAUUUAAGUAGCAUAUUAAUAUUUUCACAUGCGCGCCGGCCUUCCAUCUAAUAAAAUUUAUAUACAAGAAAUUGCAUUAUGACACUGUGGAAAAUGUUAAUUAAUUAAGAAACUAGAUUUUGACCCACGCUUAAGAAGCGCGGAUAUUUUUUUGUUCUAAAUCCGCUAAAAUUGAAACAAUUUUUAACCAUUUAUUAGUUAUAUGCAGUGUUUAGAAACCCGACCUGGACCCGCGGUUAAACCAGUUAACCCGGUAACGCAAGAUAAAUCCGAUUCGGGUUUUGUGAAGAAACCAAAAUUUAAAAACUCGCUAAAACCCGUUAAAGCCCGGAAGGCGGUACCGGUUGAACCACUGGUUGAACCAAAACCAAUGGACAAUUUUUUUAGUUUUUAUUUUUGUUUUUAAAAUCUAUUUUGUAUAAUUUUUAAUUAAGAAAUUAGGUUUUUCGGUUUUGAUAUCGUCAAUUUAUUAAUGAUGUUUUACUUUUGGUAAAAUGUCAGAUUUGAAAUUUAAUUUUAUUAUUCACUUUAGAAAAAAUAUUUAUGAAUUUUUAAACCCUGAUAUGUUUUAUAAAAAUAUUUAAGAAAUACUUAACUUUAGUUUCUCUAUAUAUAUUUUUCAUAGCUAAUAUAUUAAUAUAUAAUAAAUUAACUAUGAUAAUAUAUUGUUAGACAAAAUUUAAGUAGGACCAUAAAAUUAUUAGCUCUUAUAAAAGGGUCAACCUUCAUAUAUAGAUUUAUUUAAACUCAUUUUCUUUUAAUAAAGUAGAUUCUUUAAGUUUCAUUAGAUUUGGUAAUCGAAGAUGAUGGAAUAAAAAUAUGGUCGAUUUUGUUUAAUAUAUUAUUCUCGUAUAUUUUAAGAGGUUGCUAGUUUGUGGGAAUAUUCUUUUGGCUUUUUCUAUUUUUUUAUAUCUUUCACAUAAACGGUUACAUAAGUUACUAAACGAAAUCCAACAAUACGUGCUAAUAUAAAAUAACAAUAAAAUAAAAUUUUAGAAUACGUUUUGGAGGUUGGAACAAAUGUUUAAAAUAUAAUUACAAAGGCACAUAUACGUUUUGGUUAUUUUUGUACUACGACCCGAGAGAGAACUUGAUUAUUAGGUUAAUAAUUAGUAUACAACUAUCUAAUAGCCCAAGCUGUUUUAUAUAUGGGUACAGUUAGACUAAAUUUUUUUAAGACAAAUUUAACCUUAAUGAAUAGGUGCGGUAACCUUGUUUAAAUAGAUUUUUCAAGAGUACUUCCUUUUUAAUAGUAUAGAUAGUAAUUAAUGAAAUUGUUUUUGGUAUUAAAAAAAGAGGUAAGUUUAAAAUAAAUAAAUAAAUAAGAAGCAAAAGAGGUUAGAACAUAUUUUAGACUCCAUAUGAUUAAAAUUGUGCAUUGAUUUAUUUAUAUAUAUAUAUAUAUACAUAGUUAUUUUAUCAAAUAGACUUUUAUUUCUGUCAUAUAAGUGACAAUUUCUUCUUUUUCGUUUCUAGUAACAUUGUAUUUUAAUGCAAAUACUUGAUAUAAAUCUGAUUUUCGUAGUAGCAUGCUAGCAUUGGUGAAAAUUUUAAAUAAUAUGGAUCAAAAAGUUACUAAACUGUCACAUACUCCCUCUCUUCCCAAAAUAAGGAUUUUCUAGAGUAUUUACGCAUAUUAAAGAAACAAUUAAUUUUUUACAAUUGAAUUUAUUAUUUAUUUUACUAUACAUUUUCCAAUAAAUAUCAGCUAAUAGUAUUCAACUAAUUCAAAUAUUUUCAAUUAAUUUUUUUUUAAAGUAUACAACUUUUCAACAUUAACUACUAAAGUACCUUCAAAUUUUAGAAAAUUUAUUAUUUUGGAAUAAAAAAUAAAUUUAAAAAGUCUUACUUUCAAGAACAGAGAGAAUAUAAUAUGUGUCGAAGUAUUUGAAUUGUCGUUCCUCCCAAAACCAUUUACAAAUUCAUGACAGAAAGUGGAGAAGAAGCAGUUGAUGGGGUAACCGACUGCAAAUUGAAUAUGUUGUGGACUAGAUCUUUAUUGAAAGUUUUGAAAAUUUCUAGGUUGGCCGGCUAUUGUAUAUGUUGUGGGCUAGAUUUUCUUUUUUGAGACUAGUAUAAUAUGUUCACCAUAGAUGAUAUAUUGUUAAAUGUAAAAUUAUGAUAACUUAAAAAAAAUUAUGAUAAGUUUUUUAAAAUAAAAGUAUGAUACUUUGUUAAUGGCAUAUAAUAAGAAUGAUGUAAUAGACACAAAAAUACGUGAAAGUCUUCUUAGUUCAGUGGUUUGAGUAAUGAUUCAUUAAUGCUUCUACAUUAGGAGAUCUGGGUUUCGAAUUCUAGCAAAAGCGAAUUAUGUAGAUUUAUGGAGAAAAGCAUACAUGAAAUCUUCGGCAUGGUGCAAGGAGUACCGUCAAACAUAGAUCUUAUAAGAUGGCUCAUGAUGAUGCAGUCAGACGUGAAACCUUAUAAGACAGGUAGACUUGCCGGCUGUAGAAUCGUCUUGUAAUAUUUAUCAUAGUUUGUAAUAGUAUAAUUAACCAUCGACAAAAAAAAAGACACAAAAAUACAAAUACUCUAUACUGUAUAUAAACUCAUAUUAUUUGUGGAGACAUUAAGUGAUCAUAAGAUAAUCAAAAGAUUAAUUGCAUCAAUCUUUGAGAUUUCAAUGAGGUAAAGAGUCAAAAAGUGUAGUGGAGCACAAAAAAAACUCAUAGGUGGGAAAAAAAGAGAACUCCAUUAAAUAUAUAAACUCCUACUUAAGUAUUUGAAACACAUAUAUAUACACACAUAUGAGAGAUAGUCACAUCAUAAGUCACAACUAACAAUUUAUAUACAUCUCUCUCUUCUAUAAGUUUUAAUGGUGAUUUAAGAGACCCGUAGUUCUCUCAGCCUCUGAUCAUCAUCCGGUUUCUACUCUCAGCAAAACACAAAUCAACGAUAAUAUCUCACUCUCUUUACUCAUUCUUCUUAUUUGGAUAAGAUUUGCUCUCCCUCAUUUUCGGCAGACUCAAUCCAAACCCUAACCUCUUUGAUUCCCAUCGCAUAAUAUUAAUUAUUCUCUUCAAGAAACCAAUUAUAAAUAUUUUGAAGAAAUACCUUUCUUUACCAUCCCUCUUUUUAUUCUUACUCCAGGCUUUAAAUGUCAAAUGGUUCAAUCUGUCCUUUGCCCUUAAAUACUGUCACCACCACCAUCACUUCUCUACUGCAAACCCUUCUCGUAUCCUCUUAAGAAUAAGUACUUAAAAUACAUUACAAAUAGACACCAAGCCCCUCCUAUAUAUAUUGCAGUAAAAACAAGAGAAUAAAAGAGAAACGACUCUUGGUUUAGCUUUCUUAAUGGAUUGGAAGAAAGAGAUGGAAGGUAACCUAGCGAAUGACUACUUGUCCUCCAACCACGGCAUGAUGACGUCACAACGCCGCAUCUGCGUCUUCACCGGUCCGGUGAUCGUAGGCGCCGGACCGUCGGGACUAGCGACGGCGGCUUGUCUCAAAAAGAAAGGAAUAACUUCGGUAUUACUCGAGAGAUCAAACUGCAUAGCGUCACUAUGGCAGCUCAAGACAUACGACCGCCUCAGUCUCCACCUUCCAAAGCAAUUCUGCGAGCUUCCGCUUAUGCCCUUUCCCGCUGACUUCCCAACUUAUCCGACAAAACAGCAGUUCAUCGAGUACCUCGAGGACUACGCUCGUAGGUUCGAUAUACGACCGGAGUUUGGUCAGACGGUCGAGUCGGCGGAGUUUGAUGAGAAACUCGGGAUGUGGCGAGUGAGGAGCGUGGGUAAAGAAGGCAUGACGGAGUAUGUUUGCCGGUGGUUGGUGGCUGCGACGGGGGAGAAUGCAGAGCCGGUGGUCCCUAGGUUUGAGGGGAUGGAGAAGUUUGCGGCCACGGGGGUAGUUAAGCACACGAGUCAUUAUAAGACCGGUGGAGAUUUCGCAGGAAAAAGGGUUUUGGUCGUCGGAUGUGGAAACUCCGGCAUGGAGGUUUGUUUGGAUCUAUGCAACUUCGGUGCUCAGCCUUCUCUCGUUGUCAGAGACGCUGUGCACGUCCUACCACGAGAGAUGUUGGGUACUUCAACUUUUGGGCUGUCCAUGUUGUUACUCAAAUGGUUGCCCAUCCGGCUUGUUGACCGUUUCCUCUUGAUUGUUUCCCGGUUCAUCCUCGGGGAUACCACCCUGUUAGGUCUUAACCGACCCCGGUUAGGUCCAUUGGAGCUCAAAAAUCUCACCGGCAAAACCCCGGUUCUCGACGUGGGGACGCUUGCCAAGAUCAAAACAGGAGAUAUCAAGGUGUGUUCUGGGAUAAGAAGGUUAAAACGGCACGAAGUUGAGUUCGAUAACGGGAAAAAGGAGAGAUUUGAUGCCAUAAUAUUGGCAACUGGCUACAAAAGCAACGUACCCUCUUGGCUAAAGGAGAAUAAAAUGUUUAGUAAGAAAGAUGGAUUCCCAAUACAAGAGUUUCCGGAGGGAUGGAGAGGGGAAUGUGGGCUAUAUGCGGUGGGGUUCACAAAACGUGGGAUUUCGGGAGCAUCAAUGGAUGCAAAGAGAAUAGCUCAAGAUAUAUACGAGUGUUCAAGAAAAUCUGAUCAAGCCCAUAGACAUAUCCAAGUGUUCAUGUCAAGUAAACCUGAUCAAGCCUAAAGUAGAUUAAUAAUAAACGGUUGUGAGAUGAAAGGUUUCUGUCAAGAAAAAUACAUAACUUGAAGACGGGUAGCGAUCAAAGAAGAAAAUUGAUGGUUUGGGUUUCAAGGGGAGGAUGGGGGGCGUGAUGUAAAUUAAGACUUAUCUCCAGCUGCAAUGCAAAUUGGGGAAAGAAAAAAUGAAAAUGAAAUUUAGUGAGAGUGAUCGUGGUGGGAAUUGAUGAUCAUCUGCCCCAAGACGAAGAGGGGACCCUCUCUCUCUCUCUCUCUCUCUCUCU
Messenger RNA from Brassica rapa (field mustard), 9741 nucleotides. Its product is annotated as indole-3-pyruvate monooxygenase YUCCA6. Gene Ontology annotation, biological process: auxin biosynthetic process. The record is from RefSeq and is a predicted model, not a curated record. Gene Ontology annotation, molecular function: N,N-dimethylaniline monooxygenase activity; flavin adenine dinucleotide binding; NADP binding. NCBI's taxonomy places the organism in Eukaryota, Viridiplantae, Streptophyta, Magnoliopsida, Brassicales, Brassicaceae.